Messenger RNA from Procambarus clarkii (red swamp crayfish), 963 nucleotides. NCBI's taxonomy places the organism in Eukaryota, Metazoa, Arthropoda, Malacostraca, Decapoda, Cambaridae. The record is from RefSeq and is a predicted model, not a curated record.
AUGUGUGUGUGUGUGUGUGGCGAGGGUGGGGCGCCGCCCCCAGCCGCGCGCCAGGCCCGCGGUAGUAAUCCCCGCUCCCAUCUUGUUUGGCCGACUGGUGCAGGCUCAAGCCGCCUGGUGCAGGCUCAAGCCGCCUGGUGCAGGCUCAAGCCGCCUGGUGCAGGCUCAAGCCGCCUGGUGCAGGCUCAAGCCGCCUGGUGCAGGCUCAAGCCGCCUGGUGCAGGCUCAAGCCGCCUGGUGCAGGCUCAAGCCGCCUGGUGCAGGCUCAAGCCGCCUGGUGCAGGCUCAAGCCGCCUGGUGCAGGCUCAAGCCGACUGGUGCAGGCUCAAGCCGACUGGUGCAGGCUCAAGCCGACUGGUGCAGGCUCAAGCCGACUGGUGCAGGCUCAAGCCGACUGGUGCAGGCUCAAGCCGACUGGUGCAGGCUCAAGCCGCCUGGUGCAGGCUCAAGCCGCCUGGUGCAGGCUCAAGCCGCCUGGUGCAGGCUCAAGCCGCCUGGUGCAGGCUCAAGCCGCCUGGUGCAGGCUCAAGCCGCCUGGUGCAGGCUCAAGCCGCCUGGUGCAGGCUCAAGCCGCCUUGUGCAGGCUCAAGCCGCCUGGUGCAGGCUCAAGCCGCCUGGUGCAGGCUCAAGCCGCCUGGUGCAGGCUCAAGCCGCCUGGUGCAGGCUCAAGCCGCCUGGUGCAGGCUCAAGCCGCCUGGUGCAGGCUCAAGCCGACUGGUGCAGGCUCAAGCCGACUGGUGCAGGCUCAAGCCCCCUGGUGCAGGCUCAAGCCGCCUGGUGCAGGCUCAAGCCCCCUGGUGCAGGCUCAAGCCGACUGGUGCAGGCUCAAGCCGCCUGGUGCAGGGUCAAGCCCCCUGGUGCAGGCUCAAGCCGACUGGUGCAGGCUCAAGCCGCCUGGUGCAGGCUCAAGCCGCCUGGUGCAGGCUCAAGCCGCCUGGUGCAGGCCGGGAUGUUGACCUGUAG